Molecule: messenger RNA, 1515 nt
Organism: Miniopterus natalensis
Lineage: Eukaryota; Metazoa; Chordata; Mammalia; Chiroptera; Miniopteridae
Gene: CD226
Product: CD226 molecule
Biological process (GO): positive regulation of natural killer cell cytokine production; positive regulation of immunoglobulin mediated immune response; cytokine production
Cellular component (GO): external side of plasma membrane
Molecular function (GO): cell adhesion molecule binding
Source: RefSeq, a predicted model, not a curated record
UUUUCCUGUGUUCACACUUCAGAAGGAGAAGACACCAUUGGUAACAUCUGAGAGGCAGGAAACCACCUUGCGCUGGGCCUCCACGUAGCACAAGAAAAGUUGUCUUUCUUCCAGACCAGCCUCCCACGUGCUCACCAGAGAUGGAUUACGUUACCCUCCUCUUGGCUGUUCUCCAUGUGUACAAAGCCCUAGGUGAAGAGCUAUUUUGGGACACAAGAGUCAAACUUGCGGAGACGAUGACUCUGGAUUGUGCGUAUCCAUUGUUGGGCACCUUCACCCAGAUGGAGUGGUUCAAGAUCACGGCGAAGAAAGAGUCCAUAGCCAUAUUCCACCCUGUUUACGGUACGGUCAUCAGGGAGCCCUAUGUCGACCGGGUUCACGUGUUGAAGUCAACCCCGGAGCUCAAGGACACGGUGCUGGCCUUUUACAAUGCCUCGGAGGCUGACCUUGGCUUCUAUUUCUGCCUUCUUGAGACCUUCCCAUUUGGACGUUGGGAGAAGGUGAUACAGGUGGUCCCGCCAGAGAGUUUUGGGAUGGCUGUGCCACCAAACAGCACCGUGGUUUCAGAACCUGGAGAAAAUGUCACGCUCACAUACGAGCUUCAAACGAAGGGUCUCAUGCAACAAGUCACGUGGGAAAAGAUCCAGUCCCAUCAGAUCGACCUCCUAACCUGCUGCAACUUGUCCCAGGGUAGAAGCGAGCCCUCCAAGUACCGAAGACAAAUCCUGAGCAACUGUAGCCAGGGGAUGACAAAGAGCUUCAUUGUCCUGCCCCACGUCGCAGCCUCCGACUCUGGGCUUUACCGCUGUAGCUUCAAGGCCGGCUCGGGAGAGAAUGAAACCUUCGUGGUAAGACUGACCGUAAGCGAUGGUAAAACCGACAACCAGUCCCUCAUCCCCAAGGCCGGGGGGCUGGUUUUACUGCUGCUGUUUGUCAUCCUAAUGGCCACGGUCCUUGUCAUCCUUUACAUCAGGAGGAGAGCGAAACGUGCGCAAGGUAAAGAGUCUCAGGACCCACAGAAUAAGGCCUCCAACAACUACAAAAUUUCCUUCUCCGUCAACCAGCCGUCAGAUGGUGCAGGAGAGGACGUUUACGUCAACUACCCGACCUUCUCUCGGAGACCGAAGACUGGAAUCUAAGCUUUCUCCCUGAUUCGAGCAGAUUUAUGGGGACCGUCACGUCCCUGGACCUUUGUACAAUUUCUUCCCACUGCUCAGUGUCUACUCUGGAUACCAAGUUGACUGAAUAUAUUUUUAAAAUUUUUUUAAAAAUCCAAACAUCACCCUAUUUAAUUCCCCAAUGAAACACUGGAGAAAGGACUGUGAGUGCAUAUAAAGUCGUCACCUUAUAAGUAACAGAAGCCUAUGCACCAAUUUCUGAAGUUCUAAGAUAUGUUGCCUUUAUUUGUUGUAUAUUAACAAAGCAGGAUAUGACAAAAUAUUGAAGGCAGUCUCCCAGCCAUGGGUCUCGUUACCUCCUGCCUGAAGGGGCAGCUGGCGACGGUCUGGAAGGCAC